AUGGAUCAGAACGGCUACAACUCCUCGGUGCUGCAGCGGCCACCGCGUAGAGGGGACGAUGGGGACGAUGAUGAACGAGACUCUCGUCCGCAUCACCACCAUCGUCACCACCAUCACCAUCAUCACCACCGCCACGACGGCGAUUUAGCUUCGGGACCUGCAGCUGGAGAAGCGGCGACAGCCUCAUCGAAUGCAGGCGGCGCGAAUGCGCAUCAGCACUCCACCUUUAGCCUGCGCUCACCCAAAAGCGAAUAUCGCCCGCCUCCCUUCUCUUCUCCCAACGGCCAUAAUCAUAAUCAUAGUCAUCACAACACCAGCACUCCAGCUGCCAACCAUUCCCUUCAAUCCCCGCCUCGUCCGGCGUUGCCCAAUCCCUACAUGUCAUCGUCCACAGGCGCACCCGGCGGCCCCGUCGCUCCUUCUCUGCCACCUCCUGUAGGCCUAAACUCGUCUUCAUCGCCUGGAUCAUCGGCUGCUGGACUUCAUCAGCAUCAUCACCAAUCUGGAGUACCAGUUCAUCAACACCAAGCUUCUGGUCCUCCGCCCGUGUCGCCGCUGCAUCCUCCUGCUGCGUACUAUCCUCCCUCAUCGAAUACGGAUAUUUAUAUACCUCGUGAUCCCAAACCUGCAUCGCGAGGUUUUUACGACCCUACAACUGAUACAACAAAGGAACGUCGAAUUUCUGACGCGGCGACGCCUGGAGCCUCCUGGCACAACGCCAACGCCAACGCGCCCCCGGCUGGCACUCCGAAGACCCGCGAUCCGUACAGUUAUUCGCAAACAAACGAUCAACAGACUCCAUAUUACAACGGGUCUUAUACAUCUCCUCGAGGCCCAUCAUCAUACACUCGCCCGCGUAGCCCUUUAUCACACUCGCAUCAGAAUCCUCCAGCUGGAUCCCUCAGCCCUCCGGGGCAACAACCUCUCCUGGCUUCUCCGAGUGUGAGACAUGGUACCACAGCCAACAUGAACUCAACAACUAAUGGCAAUGCGAUGCCGCCCUUCAAGUCGGAUCUCGCGGCUCCGUCACCUCCCAAGCCCGCGCCUUCAUCAAUGACGUCAAGAGCGAACCCUAUGUCGUUUGAUAGCAUCCUGUCUAGCUCCGAGCCUGCGUCGAAGCCCAAGGAACCUUCUCCCGUUGUUUCCCGAGAACCAGAAAUUAAACUGGAACGAGAGCCUAGACGUGAUCUGGAAAUGAGACGCGAUUCACGGGAACCCAAGCAGACAAAACGUUCAUUAGAGCCCGAACCCGAUCACGACACCGAAGUCGAGAAAGAUGUCGAGACAGAACCUGAACCCAUUCCUAGCAGGGAAAAGGAGAAGGAGCCUGCUAAGAAACGCGGAGGUCGCAAGUCAACCAAAGGUCGCGCUUCUGAUAUACGAGACGCUGCAACGCCCAAGAAUGGUCGUAAAUUAUCAGUCAAGAAGGAAUCACCAACGCCUCGUCUGCCGGCUAAGCGACAGGCUAAUGGCCAACCAAAACCAAAGACUUGGUCGCCAGAGAUGGAGAAGAAGAUCCAGAAUGCCGAGACCCAGAUCGAGAACAAAGCCGCAAACUUGGACGCCGAAGAGUUCGACGAACAACAAUAUAAGGAACGAGCCCAAAAGCGACGCCGCGUGAUGAGUGAGCUCGACGUUGAACAUGGUCUCUCUCGACGCGAUGCAUUUGCGACCGCCGUCAGUAAGAAAUUGAUGCUUCAUGCUGAACUUGGCAAACGACGAUACGACGACGUUUUCUACGAUGAAGCGCUCCAUGAAGUACGCGAACAAGAAGUCUAUGCUGAGAAGGAACGGAAGAAGGAUAUGCAACGCAAGCGACGUCGUGAGAAGUCUAUGGCAGUUACCAUGGAGCAGAAGCAAGCAGCUCUUGCUCGUGCCGAAGCCGCUGAAGACGAGACAGAGCGCCAAAAGCAUCUUCGGGAUGCCGAGCGCGCCGGCAAGAAGGCACAGCAAACGAAGCUUAUCCUGCAGAAGGGUAUCAAGGGACCCGCCCGAAAUCUUGAGAUCAACUUGGAGGGUGGCACCAUGUCUUCGUUCCAAGCUUCUGACGUCGAAUCUGGAGAAGCAGGUACUCCAUCCGGUAAGCGCAAGGCUAAGGGCCGCAGUGGACCUCGUCUCAAGAAGUCAAAGGAGCAAAAGCAGGCCGAGAAGGACUCCGCCGAAGCUGCACAGGCCGCGCUGGAUGCUGGAGAAGAGCUACCGACCAAAGAGGAGAACCGGGUUCGCAUCAAGAUCAAGAAAUCCAAGAAGGACGUCUCUGCUGAUGCCGAGAAGGACAAAGAUGAGGGCGACAAGACCGAUGAAGAGCCUGUCGAGAAGAAGACCAAGAAGGGCAAAGACAAAGACAAGGACAAGGAGAAGGUCGACGACAUCCCCGACAACGAGAAAAGAUUCAUGUCCAAGGGUUACAACCAGAUUUAUGACCAGAUUUGGCGCGACAUGGCCCGGAAAGAUGUCAACAAAACCUUUAAGCUUGCUGUCGAUUCUUAUGCCACUAAGGCCUCCAACCUCAAGAAGACGGCUAUUUUGGCAUCGAAAGAAGCCAAAAGAUGGCAGCUGCGAACAAACAAGGGCACCAAGGAUCUUCAAGCUCGUGCGAAACGUGUCAUGCGUGAUAUGAUGAGCUUCUGGAAGCGCAACGAGCGAGAGGAACGAGAUCUGCGCAAGGCUGCUGAAAAGCAGGAGAUCGAAAACGCUCGCAAAGAAGAAGCCGACCGCGAAGCCGCUCGUCAAAAGAGAAAGCUUAACUUCCUUAUCUCUCAGACCGAGCUUUACUCUCACUUUAUCGGCAAGAAGAUCAAGACUGAUGAGGUGGAACGAAGCACGGACAACCCCGAAGUUGCCAAGGAUGCCCACCGAAUUGAUCAGCAGAUGCUUGACAUUGAUGAGCCUACUGGUCCCGUCGGUAAGGUCACUAAUUUCGAGAAUCUCGAUUUCGAGGAAGGUAGCGACGAGGCUCUCCGUGCUGCCGCCAUGGCCAACGCUCAGAAUGCCAUUGCCGAGGCUCAAAAGAAGGCCCGCGACUUCAACAACCAAGGUCUAGACAUGGAUGAUGAGGGCGAGAUGAACUUCCAGAACCCUACAGGUCUCGGCGAUGUUGAGAUUGAGCAGCCCAAGCUUAUCAACGCCCAACUCAAGGAGUACCAGCUCAAGGGUCUCAACUGGCUUGUCAACUUGUACGAGCAGGGUAUCAACGGUAUUUUGGCAGACGAAAUGGGUCUCGGAAAGACUGUCCAGUCCAUUUCUGUAAUGGCUUAUCUUGCAGAGAAGCACGACAUCUGGGGACCUUUCCUCGUUGUCGCCCCUGCUUCGACUCUGCACAAUUGGCAGCAGGAAAUCGCAAAGUUUGUUCCCGAAUUCAAGAUCCUUCCAUACUGGGGAAGCGGAAGCGAUCGAAAGGUUCUUCGAAAGUUCUGGGAUCGUAAGCACACGACUUACCGAAAGGACGCACCUUUCCACGUGUGUGUUACCUCGUAUCAGCUGGUUGUCUCUGAUGUGGCAUAUUUCCAGAAGAUGAGAUGGCAGUACAUGAUUCUGGAUGAAGCCCAGGCCAUCAAGAGUUCACAAAGUUCGCGAUGGAAGGCAUUGCUCAACUUCCACUGCCGAAACAGAUUGCUUCUUACCGGAACGCCCAUCCAGAAUAACAUGCAGGAACUUUGGGCGCUGCUUCAUUUCAUCAUGCCGUCACUGUUUGAUUCACACGACGAAUUCAGCGAAUGGUUCUCAAAGGAUAUUGAGUCACACGCCCAAAGUAAUACCAAGCUCAACGAAGAUCAGCUCAAGCGUCUGCACAUGAUUCUCAAGCCCUUCAUGCUCCGACGUGUCAAGAAGCAUGUGCAGAAGGAACUUGGUGACAAGAUCGAGCUCGAUAUUUUCUGCGAUCUUACUUACAGACAGCGUGCAUACUACAGCAAUCUGCGAAACCAGAUCAACAUUAUGGACCUCGUCGAAAAGGCAACAAUGGGAGACGACCAAGACUCUGGUACGCUCAUGAACUUGGUUAUGCAGUUCCGAAAGGUCUGUAACCACCCUGAUCUGUUCGAACGCGCCGAGGUCAACUCCCCAUUUGCUUGCGCCUACUUUGCGGAAACCGCAUCAUUCGUUCGUGAGGGCAAUGAAGUCGCCGUCGGUUACUCUAGCAGAAACUUGAUCGAAUACGAUCUUCCCCGUCUUGUUUGGAGAAAUGGAGGUCGAAUCCAUAAGGCCGGCCCAGACAGCCAGGUCGCAGGCUGGAAGAACCGAACAUUGAACCACUUGAUGAACAUCUGGAGUCCAGACAACAUUCGAGACAGCAGCGACGGGUCAAAGGCAUUCUCCUGGCUCAGGUUCGCGGACACAUCCCCUAACGAGGCUUACCAGGCCACCCACCAAAGCUUGAUUGUCCGAGCCGCUAAGGAGCUUCAAAAACGUGACAGACUUGGAUAUAUGAAUGUCGCCUACAGCGAUACUGAGGAUGCAAACUUUACUCCCGCUCAUGCCCUGUUUCAGAUUCGUGCUCGACAGAACCGAAAGCCUGUGGCGGAAAUUACCGGCGAGGGUAUUCUCAGCCGACUGAUGAAUGUUGCCAAGGGAGACUACAACGAAUCUGGACUCGGUCGUUUGGAGCCUGCUGGCAGACCUCGGGCUUCCGCACCUCCUAUUCAAGUAUCUUGCCGCGGCUGGGGAACCGAGUUCGAGCGCAGUGAAGUUUUGUUCAAUGCACCAAUCCGCAAGAUUCUCUACGGCCCUACGGUCUUUGAAGAGAAGGCAUUGGUCGAGAAGAAGCGUCCCCUGGAGAUGUGGCCCACUCGCGAGAUGAUCCCUAAGCCUGAUCAUGAGAAGAAGGGCUUCACCAGCAUCAGUGUUCCUUCUAUGCAGCGCUUUGUCACUGACAGUGGCAAGCUGGCCAAGCUUGACGAGCUAUUGUUCAAGCUCAAGAGUGAAGGUCAUCGUGUACUUUUGUACUUCCAGAUGACUCGCAUGAUUGAUAUGAUGGAGGAGUACUUGACAUACCGUAACUACAAGUACUGCCGACUGGAUGGUUCGACCAAGCUUGAAGAUCGACGAGACACUGUGCAUGACUUCCAGACUCGUCCAGAAAUCUUCAUCUUCCUUCUAUCUACCCGUGCCGGUGGUCUUGGUAUCAACCUCACAUCCGCUGACACUGUCAUCUUCUACGAUUCCGAUUGGAAUCCUACCAUUGACUCUCAGGCCAUGGACCGAGCUCAUCGUCUGGGACAGACCAAACAAGUCACGGUGUAUCGUCUCAUCACCCGUGGCACAAUCGAAGAGCGUAUUCGAAAGCGUGCCAUGCAGAAAGAGGAGGUCCAACGUGUUGUCAUCCAAGGUGGUGGUGCAAGCGUGGACUUCUCUGGUCGCCGUGCUCCUGAGAACCGCAACCGUGAUAUCGCUAUGUGGUUGGCCGAUGAUGAGCAGGCUGAGAUGAUCGAACGUCGCGAGAAGGAACUUCUUGAGUCGGGCGAGUUAGAGAAGCAGCAAAAGAAGAAGGGCGGCAAGCGACGCAAGGCCGAGAACACGGCCAGUUUGGAUGAGAUGUACCAUGAAGGCGAGGGUAAUUUCGACGAUGGUUCAAAGGGUGUUUCUGGUACUGCCACUCCAGCUACGGCUGCAACCCCUGCCGACAGUGACAGUAAAGGGAAGAAGGGUCGUAAAGGAACCAAGAGAGCCAAGACGGCCAAGCAAAGGCUGGCAAUCGCUGACGGCAUGAUGGAAUGA
Messenger RNA from Fusarium coffeatum, 5715 nucleotides. RefSeq lists its product as uncharacterized. The record is from RefSeq and is a predicted model, not a curated record. The transcript has 4 exons. The coding region runs from base 1 to 5715 and encodes 1904 amino acids. Lineage: Eukaryota; Fungi; Ascomycota; Sordariomycetes; Hypocreales; Nectriaceae. Gene Ontology annotation, cellular component: Ino80 complex; nucleus. Gene Ontology annotation, biological process: DNA repair; DNA-templated transcription; chromatin remodeling. Gene Ontology annotation, molecular function: ATP binding; ATP hydrolysis activity; DNA binding.